Messenger RNA from Hippocampus comes (tiger tail seahorse), 1397 nucleotides. It is a transcript of the gene arl3b, whose product is annotated as ADP ribosylation factor like GTPase 3b. Bases 236 to 784 code for a protein of 182 amino acids. The transcript is spliced from 6 exons. Gene Ontology annotation, molecular function: GTP binding; GTPase activity. The record is from RefSeq and is a predicted model, not a curated record. Lineage: Eukaryota; Metazoa; Chordata; Actinopteri; Syngnathiformes; Syngnathidae.
UGGAAUAGAGUGAGAACAACUGAUUGAAUUCUGACGUGCAGUCGUUUAUUUCAUUGCUCACCAUUUUUAGGUAGGGCCUCUUAGUGCAUUUAAGCGUGGAGAUAAUAUUAUUAAAGUGCUUUCUAAGCACUUUUCCGGCUUAUUUAGUCACCCACUGGCGCGCGUGCCUGUGUGAGUGACGUCAUAGUCCUUGGUAACCCUCCGCCGCGGCGUCUCCACGACACAAGACAACAAGAUGGGAUUGCUGUCAAUCCUGCGCAAACUGAAGAGCACACCGGACCAGGAGGUGAGGAUACUGCUGCUGGGGCUGGACAACGGCGGAAAGACCACCCUGCUCAAGCAGCUGGCCUCCGAGGACAUCAGCCACAUCACUCCCACACAGGGCUUCAACAUCAAAAGCGUACAGUCGCAAGGCUUUAAGCUCAACGUGUGGGACAUCGGCGGCCAGAGGAAGAUCAGGCCCUACUGGAGGAACUACUUUGAAAACACUGACGUGCUCAUUUACGUCAUUGACAGCGCUGACAGGAAGAGAUUUGAGGAGACGGGGCAGGAGCUGGCCGAGCUGCUGGACGAGGAGAAGCUGAGCGGCGUGCCCGUGCUGAUCUUUGCCAACAAGCAGGACCUCCUGACGGCAGCGCCGGCAUCCGAGAUCGCUGAAGGACUCAACCUUCACACCAUCCGCGACCGCAUCUGGCAAAUCCAGUCAUGCUCCGCCCUCACCGGCGAGGGCAUCCAGGAUGGCAUGAACUGGGUGUGCAAGAGCGUCAACUCCAAGAAGAAGUAGCUUGGCUUUUCAGUCAUCUUCUCCUCAGGAGGGGAGGGACGUGCGACGACACCUCCUGAGCCUUAAAACACUCCGGGGUACACUUGUGAAUGUACACGCACGCACACUACUAAUCCAAAAUGGAGGUUUUGACAUAACUGCUGCAUUCCUUCCCCAUCGUUCCACUUUGACCACGAGCGUUCCCGUCGAACUGCUGUCUUUCAAAAGGAACUCCCGCCUGAUUAUAGGCUCAAAGUGUGUCAUGAUUAAUCGUUCCACACACACACUUUCAUGGCUCUGUUUGACGUGCGGUCUUCUAUUUUUGUGUUUUAUUUAUGGCAGGCAGGAGUGAAGUAGAGUGUACCCCAAACCCACUAAAGAAUGAUACUGUACAUGUUAUGUAUAAAAAGAAGCGUGCAGGAUUAGGAGUUUUUAAAUCCACUGUAAAUAGCGUGGGACCUCGCCCCCAUUGCCCCCCCCCACCCUUCUCCACAGCGUUGGUAUGUUUUAUGCACAUGACUCUGCUUUUUUUGUAGUCCCCGUAGCACUUCUGCGACACUUUUUCGGGUUAGAUUGCUUUUGAUAUUCCCGAAUGUGAUCUGUGCAGAAGUGAAAGUACUGUAUGUGAAUAAAA